Amphiprion ocellaris (clown anemonefish) is the source of this 5877-nucleotide messenger RNA. RefSeq names its product interleukin 1 receptor accessory protein-like 2 (gene il1rapl2). Bases 1952 to 4126 code for a protein of 724 amino acids. Gene Ontology annotation, biological process: signal transduction. Lineage: Eukaryota; Metazoa; Chordata; Actinopteri; Pomacentridae. The record is from RefSeq and is a predicted model, not a curated record. The transcript has 18 exons.
GCAUCUGGACCCAAGUGAAGGUUUGAAUAUCAAGACGCACAAGAAGGAUAUUUCUUUAAUUUUCCUAUCUUUGCGCACAGCUCCCUCUUCCUCCCCUCCUCUCUCUCUCUCUCUCUGGUUUCUCUGCGCUCUCUUGUGGACUCUCUUAAGGCACUUUGGAUAAAAGCCUCCGAAAGGAAUGGCAGAUUUCAUGUCUCUUAUCUGUCCUUCUCUGGGCAGGUGGUGAAGUAUCUGAAGGGAACGAAUAAGGAGAAGGAGGUAUUUUAUGGGAAUAAAAAAAAACAAAACAAAAAAAAAACCAAAUAACACGCUCAUCAGCUCUCCAGUUGCCACCGAGCCAUAAGUGGGGAUUUCUCGUUUUGUGGUUUAACCACAGGAGCGGACACUGUCCUCCUCACAUCCUCUGGUGUCUCUGUCGCUUUGGUCCAUUCUGUGGCUAAAAGGCAGGAGGAGACCCAGCUCUCCCCCUUCUAUCUCUCCUUCUCUCCCCUCCCAUCUGUUUGGAGGACAACCCAAAAGAAGCGACUGAAGGCUUCGCGUAUCCCUCUUCUCUCCCGCUGCUCGACGCGCUGCAGGAAGGUUUUCCAAAACUCAUUUCAAGUGGACUUUUUUUUUUUUGCCUGUGAUUUCAGCAGUAGAAGUGCCGUCCGAGGGAUCGCAUCCAGGCAGGAUAAAGGGAAGGUAAAGCAACUCUGACCUGUGAGGGACACGUUCCUGGAGAGGAGGAGAGGCAAAGAAAGACGCGGAGGAGAGGAGAUAAGAGAGGAGGGAGAUGGAGAACACACGCGGUCUCUUAUUUCGGGUGCAUUAGGAAUAAAAAAGAAAAACAACAACCUUCUCUUGCAUUGUUGCAUUUUAAAUAAUCGGAUUUGGACUAAGUUAUUUUAUUGAUCAGCUGAUUGUUUGCUCGAUUGACUGUCGGACAUCAUCACUCGGCAAACUUGGAUUUAAGAGGAGAGGUGAACUCUGCACUGUAGCCUGCCUCGUUUGACAAAGGGCUCUCCAACUGGACUGAUUAACUGAUUAAUCGAUAUAUCGAAGACAGCAACCUGCAAAGUUAACUUAUCUCACCAUUAAGGUUCAUUUUACUGCCGAUUUCCCUUUAAAUAUUCUGCAGUAAAACUUACAGUAAAGGUUAUAUACACCGAGGAAUGUUUAACUCCACUUACUGAUCAUAAAAUAUCAGAUAGUAACUGGAGAUACACUGACGCCCUUGUAGGACUAUUACAGGGAACCAUAAGGGUGCAAAAAGUACCAUAAAGUAAUACAAGAACGAAUACGGACUCGCGAUUUCUUCAACAGCUGCUCUGUAUGAAUAUUGUAAGAAUUUAAUCGAGAUUAUUUCAGUGCAAGUGCUUCUCGGGAUUCCAGUUUGGAGAUUGAAAGUUAUUUUUGGCUGCGCAAAAGUAGAGCGACUCUUCCACACCACAGCCCGGACAGACUGAACAAAGAGGUCUACCUGCGUGUCCCUGUCUCAUUUCCCGUCCUGAAAGACAGGAGCGGGACAGAAGAGAGAGAAAGAAGAAAACAGAGAGUAGGGGGAUGCGUAACUGCGGUUAAUUGGAGCAGACUUUAGCCUUCUACAUGGAGUAGGAGGGAGAGAAGAGGGAAGGGAAUUUCUGCCUCUCGCAGCCACAAAGGUUGUCUGUUAGAGGUUAUAAAUCUCGUCUUUUGGGGCAGAGAGGAGAAGGAGAAGCGACCUUCUAACCGCUGUUUAUUUACCCUUCUGUUCGCUUUGGAGAGGAGACGUUUAUCUCCAGGUCUGUAACGGAAGACAGUGUCAGAGGUGGGAUUAUUUCUCCAGAUUUUUUUUCCCCCAACUGGCCAAGAUUCUGUCAUCAACGCCGCUCGGAUUCGGAUUAGUUCAUCCCAAACAGCAGGUAAAGAGGAUACCACGCUCCGAUUUUACGCGUGUGUGCGCGCAUGUGUGGUGCCAGUGGAGACUAGAGAGAUGAAGACUUUGUCCCUGCUCUUCCUCCUCCUCCUCCUCACCUCAGGAGCCUGUGAUGACGUCAAGUACAUCUCCAAGAGGAACUCAGUGGACGGCUGCAUAGACUGGUCUGUGGAUCUGAAGGAGUACCACGUUCUGGCCGGUGAGCCUGUCCGGGUCAAAUGUGCCUUGUUCUACAGCUACAUAAGAACCAACUACACCAUGGCCACCAACGCCAAGCUGCGCCUCAUCUGGUACAAGAACAAAGGAGAUGCAGAGGAGCCCAUCAUCUUCUCAGGUCACAGGCUGAGUAAAGAAGACGACUCCAUCUGGUUCAGAUCUGCUGAAUUAGAAGACAAUGGAUUCUACACAUGUGUUCUAAGGAACUCUACAUACUGCAUGAAAGUGUCCAUGUCAAUGACGGUGGAGGAGAGCGAUGAGGGGAAAUGCUUCAGUAGCAAAAUCCGCCAUCUGGAGAAAGCUGAGAUAACCCACAGCAAAAUGAUCAACUGCCCUGAUAUAGAAGACUAUUUGGCUCCAUACAAGCAACCGCAGAUGACCUGGUAUAAGGAGUGUGAGCGAGUUGAAUGGAGGAGCUCCAUCACCGUUAACACCACACAUAUUUGGAUUCCUGAGAUAGAGGAGGGCGACGGGGGGAAUUACACCUGUGAAUUACAGUAUGGAUCCAGGCUGGUGCGACGGACAACACAACUCAAAGUCACAGCCCUCCAGACCACUCAGCCUCCAAAGGUCCUUUUCCCCCCAGAAAGGCAGGACACAGUGAUAGAGAUCACGCCUGGUAUGCCUCUCAGUCUGGACUGCAAGGCCUUUUUCGGCUACAGCGGAGAGAACAGAAGACCCAUCAUCUACUGGAUGAAAGGAGAAAAGUUUGUGGAAGAACUGGCAGGACAUAUUAAAGAAAGUGAAGUCAGGAUCCUGAGGGAGCAUUUAGGGGAGAAGGAGGUGCAGCUUUCCUUAACAUUUGACGCUGUGGAGGAGGCAGACCUGGCCAACUACACCUGUUACGUGGAGAACCACAUUGGGAGGCGAAGUGGGAGUGCCAUACUGCAAAAGAAAGAUAUGUAUCGUCUGGAGUUGGCUGGUGGUCUCGGGGUCAUUUUGCUGCUUCUGGGAGUCCUAACCGCACUUUAUAAGUGUUACAACCUGGAGAUCAUGCUCUGCUACAGGAGGCACUUUGGGAGUGAUGAAACUGAAGAUGAUAAUAAGGAGUACGAUGCAUAUCUGUCCUACACUAAAGUGGACCUGGACUCUUUGGGCAGCAGGACCAGCAGCGAUGAGGAAACGUUUGCUUUGGAGAUCUUGCCGGAUGUUUUGGAGAAACACUAUGGAUACAAGCUGUUUAUACCAGACAGAGAUUUAAUACCCAGCAGCACCUACAUUGAAGACUUGGCUCGCAGUGUGGAGCAGAGUAGACGUUUGAUCAUCGUUCUGACUCCAGAGUUUGUUGCCAAAAGAGGUUGGAGCAUCUUCCAGAUAGAAACACGCCUCCACUCCAUGCUGGUUACCGGCGAGAUCAAGGUGAUCAUGAUAGAGUGUGCAGACCUGAAGAACGUCAUCAACUACCAAGAAGUGGAAGCACUUAAACAUACAAUCAAGGUUUUAUCCAUCAUCAAGUGGAGGGGUCCUAAGAGCAACGAGCUGUCCUCUAAGUUUUGGAAACAGGUGGUCUAUGAGAUGCCUGCUAAACGCAGAGAGACACUGUCCAGACGCCAGGUAAUGGACUCUGGUGAACAAGGCCUCUUUGGUGACCUACAGACCACCGUCUCCACUAUCGCCAUGACAACCACCUCUGCCUCUCUGGCGCCCCCUAACGAGAAUCGCCACGGACAUCAUCAGGUUGCCUUGGCGACAGAGAUCCCCGACUACAACCAGAUGACCUUGCCACUGGGAGGGGGUCACACUGCCACAGCAGCCCAAAUGCGGCACUUCUGUCGCAGCUAUGAGUUCCAACUUCCCCCACAGCCCUCCUCCAUGUCACCACCCCUCCCUCCCCCCUCCACGGUGCAGUUCUCCACUCUGGGCCCCGGGGGGCGCCAUGUCUAUUGCAACAUCCCUAUGACACUGCUGAAUGGACAGGUGCCUCAGAGCAGUACGCUUGGGAAGAAACCAGAACUCCACCUGAACAGCACCUUCGUACCACUCACCAGCAGAGAACUAAGCUCUGACAUCUGGUAGACGGACUCAUCAACUGGUGCUGGAUUACACACCAGCUCACAGACUGGUUUUCACUGGCUUUUGGUGGACUGGUUGGUUGAUUGGUUUUCACUGGGGUUUGUAGGAUGUGUACAGACUUGGCGUUGGACUGGCUUUCGAGAGAGACUGCCUGCAGACUGCUUUUGGGCCACUUCGUUGUGUGCUGUGAAGAAAUGACUCCUUAAAGACUGCAUAAGGCUUGGCUUCACACUUGUUUGGUAAACUGGCCGCAGACUGCUUAGAGACAAAUUCAGAUUAUACUGCACACUGGUUUUGGACCUACUGACUGGUUACAGACUGACACCAACUGGGAUGUACAAGAAGAUGAGCACUGGAAAGGAUUAAAGAACUACAAAAGUUACUGAAAAGGAUGCCGAAUCAAUGGGUAUCUGCAGACAGCUGUACUCUGAUUGUCCAACGAACAGCUAAGUUGGAUGCUGGAGCGCACUAAGGUUUCUCCUAGAUCUGCUCACACACCAGCUGUUGUGAAAACCAACGUAGCGCGACCUUAGACUGCCAGUCGAUCUUCUACCUGUCUGAGUUCUCAGAAUAUCGAUUUACCUGUUGACUAGGUGGCUUGUCCGAGGCAGACAUCAAGCAAUGAUUUUGGAUUACCAGACCACCUUAAAACAACUAGUCAACCUCUAGAAAUACUGCUCUACAGCUAGCUACCUGGAAAACCAGCCAGCUCAUCACCUUGUAACGCAGUAACUGUCCAAGAAGCGAACUGGCCAAGAGAUGAACUGUCAACUUUCACCACUGAGCUAUAAAAGCAUUAAAGGACUUGGCUUUUUUCUAUUUGCAUGUCCACCCAUUUAGAUAAAAAAUAAUCAAAUAAACAUAGAUAAAAGAGUAAAUGACACAAUCAUUUGUCGCAGCCUCUUUAAAAAGCAGAGGCUAAUAAACAUCUUAUGUUGAUACGGUAUAUUUGUUUUUUGUUUGGCCAUGGCGUAAUGAUAAAAACUGAUAAAGGGAAAAAAGGAGGUGUCCCUCCAAAAACAUUUCUCUUAUUUAUUUUUAUUCCGUUUUAUCCUUUUAGAAGGUUAGUGAGAGUUUUUACCGGCCUUUGUUUUUACUGUCUGUUUGUUGCAAUUAUCUCUGUACAGCUUUCAUAACUUAUGUAUAGACCUAUACAUGGCAGUGAUAUGUUCCCUACAGUUUCUGUUGACAGCCACAUUAAGUGUGUGCUACAGAGCCUCUAACUACUUUUGUUCUGUUACUCUUUUCAUGGAUGAACGGAUGGAUGAACGGAUGGAUGGAUGGAUGGAUGGAUGGAUGGAUGGAUGGAUGGAUGGAUGGAUGGAUGUCUGUCUACUGGCAGUACAACCCUGCUAAUGGACCCUCCAAAAAAUGGACCUUUUUUUUGACCUGACCACAACCAGUCAGCCAAAGGGGGGCUUCACCGCGUUAAAAAGCUGUACUCCAAGCUGAAUCAGACCACAUUCUUCUUUGUGAGCUUUAAAAAACAAGAUUAUUACCAUAAUAUUUAAGCAACGUGGAAAAUGUUUUGAAUUUACACAAAGGUACUGUCAUUGUCUUAUUAGAACCAAUGAAUUCUGAAUAUUUGAGAUUGUUUGAUACAAUAAUUAAUUAUUUGAGUUGUUAUAUUCGAUGGCAAUAUACAGUAUAGUGGUUGUCCUUUAGUUUCUGCUAAUUUCUUUGACUAUUCUUUGGAUAUAUUGGUUGACAAUUUAACUGAGAGCAAAUAAAAACUAUAUGAGUUGUUUUAUACA